AUGGCUGCUCCACCUAAUAUGGAAGAAGGUCAGUCUUCCACUAGACCACCACGUUUUAAUGGUCAAUAUUAUGACUGGUGGAAGAAUCGAAUGCAUGACUACAUCAACACUGAGGACACUGAGUUGUGGGACAUCAUUCUUGAUGGACCAUAUAUUCCUACAAAGGAGGUGAAGGUUGGAGAGCUCACCACUACAAUUGUCAAAACUAGAAAGGAGUACAAUGAGAUGGAUAGGAAAAAGAUAGAGAAGAACUAUAAAGCAAAGAAGAUUCUAGUGUGUGGGAUUGGAUCCGAUGAGUACAACAGAAUUUCUGCCUGUAAAUCAGCCAAAGAGAUAUGGAACUGUCUCCAAAUAGCCCAUGAGGGAAUACAACGAGUAAAAGAGUCUAAGGUCGAUAUGCUUACGACUCAAUACGAGAAUUUUUGUAUGAAGGAAGGUGAAACUAUCUUUGAAAUGAACUCAAGAUUCACUUCCAUCACCAACAAACUAAGAUGCUUAGGUGAGCCCAUUCCCUUAAGCAAACAAGUUCUCAAGAUUCUCAAGAUUCUUCCCAAGUCAUGGGAAAGCAAAGUUGAUGCUAUAAUAGAGGCAAAAGAUCUGAAGACACUUUCCAUGGAUGAGCUGAUUGGAAAUCUCCAGACCUACGAGCUGAACAAAAAGCAGGGGACAAACAUGAAGGAGGGAAAGAAGGAGAAAUUUAUUUCUCUAAAAAACUCACAAAAUGAUGCGACUCAGGAGGAGGAUGAAAUGGCCUAUGUUACUAAAAGGUUUCAGAAAAUCAUCAAGAAACAUGACGUCUUUCAAAAGAAGGCUUCGACCAGCAGAGCAACAAACGCAAAUGACCUUUAUCAUAAAUGUGGCAAACCUGGUCAUUUUAUGAGGGACUGUCCCAGCCAGAAGCAGGAAACUCAGAACUUCAGACCUCGUAAGAAGGACCUGGUCCCAGACAGUGCUCGGAGAAAGGCUCAUGCUGAUCAGUUGGUGAGAAAAGCCUUUGCUGUCUGGGGAAAUGAUUCAAGUGAGUCAGAAGAAGAUGUAGAAAGUUAUGAAGAUGUUUCAAUGAUGGCUAUUAAAGAUGAUGAAAAUGUCUUCAAUUCCAUCUUCUCAUUAAUGGCAAAGUCUAAUGAUGAAGAGGGUCUAAAUGAGGUAACUCUUUUUUAUCUUAAAGAUGAUCUAGAUACUCUUCCCAUUAAAAAUUUGAGGAAACUUGCUGCAUUGCUUAUUGACUCUGUUGAUGAACGAACCACUGAAAACUUAAUGUUGAAUGAAAAAAUAAGUUUGUGUGAGGAUGAGAACUCUACUCUCAUGUCUCAAGUUUCUGAAAUGGGUGUAAGAAUAGGGACUCUAGAAACAAACAACAUUAUACCUGAAAAGGAACCUGAUACCUCAGUAGGUGGAAAGAGAAAGCUUAGCAUCUUUGAGGAAGAACUGGAAGAAAAGCUUAAAAUCCUUGAGUCCAAGUUAGUUGCUUCUCUUGAAACAAAUUUUCAACUGAGAAAGGAUCUGAGUAAGGAUCUGAGUAAGGUCAAAGAGGAGUUAAGUCACUCUCUAAAAUGGACUGACUCUUCUAAGAUACUCUCUAAUCUAUCUAAUCAGAGUUUCAAUGGAAAGAAAGGGUUGGGACGCAGACCAAUAGAACCUCCUUAUAAUCCUCAUAGCAAAUAUGUGUAUGUAUCUGACAAUCUGUUGUGCACUCACUGUGGGCGUAAUGGUCAUCUAAAAGAAAAGUGUGAGACUCUGAGAAAAGCAAAAGAAAAGCAUGAGAAAUUUGUCAGAUCUGAAAACAAUGAUAAAAGGGAACUCAAGGGACCUGGUCCCCGUUAUCAGUUCAGUAAGAACACUUUGCCCCCUGGACAGGAAGGUUUCUUAUUAAGCCUUUUGAUAGUUAUUGGGAACUCCGUCUGA
Molecule: messenger RNA, 1905 nt
Organism: Solanum stenotomum
Lineage: Eukaryota; Viridiplantae; Streptophyta; Magnoliopsida; Solanales; Solanaceae
Exons: 1
Coding region: 1-1905 (634 amino acids)
Molecular function (GO): zinc ion binding; nucleic acid binding
Source: RefSeq, a predicted model, not a curated record